AUGGGCUCUGACAGCAAACUUGCUCCAGGAUGGAGAGCUCUGCCUGGGAUUCUGAGUGGGAAGAGGGGGGUGGAGAGUAGAGAGGCUAUUUCAGGCAGGGCCUGGGGAAGAGCCAAGUCCGGGAGGCCAGAUGUCCACGUGGGACUGAGGACAGGCGGGCCCCUGGGGCACGGAGCGGAGCGCAUCCUGGCGGUGCCGGUGCGCACUGACGCCCAGGGCCGCUUGGUGUCUCACGUGGUGUCGGUGACGACUGCCCAGGCCGGGGUUCGGGCCCGCAGGGCUGCCCCCGUCCAGACCCCGGGCUUCCCUGGAAGCAGAGAGGACCCUGACAGCCGACUUUUCUACAAUGUCACGGUCUUCGGCCGAGACCUGCACCUGCGGCUGCAGCCCAAUGCCCGCCUCGUGGCACCCGGGGCCACGGUGGAGUGGCAGGGUGAGUCCGGCGCCACCCGCGUGGAGCCUCUGCUUGGGACCUGCCUCUACACUGGAGACGUGGCUGGUCUCACUGAAGCCUCCUCCGUGGCGCUCAGCAACUGCGACGGGCUGGCUGGCCUGAUCCGUAUGGAGGAGGAGGAGUUCUUCAUCGAGCCACUGGAGAAGGGGCUGGCGGCGCAGGAGGCUGAGCAGGGUCGUGUGCACGUGGUAUAUCGCCGGCCAUCCAGCCCCCGACUCCCCUCUCUGGGCGGGGCACAAGCCCUGGAUACAGGGGCCUCGCUGGGCAGCCUGGACAGCCUCAGCCGUGCCCUGGGCGUCCUGGAGGAGCGGGUCAACAGCUCGAGGCGCAGGGCCCGCAGACACGCGGCCGAUGACGACUACAACAUCGAGGUCCUGCUGGGUGUGGACGACUCGGUGGUCCAGUUCCACGGGAAGGAGCACGUGCAGAAGUACCUGCUGACGCUCAUGAACAUCGUCAAUGAAAUCUACCACGACGAGUCCCUGGGGGCCCACAUCAACGUGGUGCUGGUGCGGAUAGUCCUGCUGAGCCACGGGAAGUCGAUGAGCCUCAUCGAGGUCGGAAACCCCUCUCAGAGCCUAGAGAAUGUCUGCCGCUGGGCCUACCUCCAGCAGAAGCCGGACACGGGCCACGAUGAAUACCAUGACCACGCCAUCUUCCUCACGCGGCAGGACUUCGGGCCCUCGGGCAUGCAGGGCUAUGCCCCUGUCACCGGGAUGUGCCACCCCGUCCGCAGCUGCACCCUGAACCAUGAGGACGGCUUCUCCUCAGCGUUCGUGGUGGCCCACGAGACCGGCCACGUGCUGGGCAUGGAGCACGACGGGCAGGGCAACCGCUGUGGCGACGAGGUCCGGCUGGGCAGCAUCAUGGCGCCCCUGGUGCAGGCGGCCUUCCACCGCUUCCACUGGUCCCGCUGCAGCCAGCAGGAGCUGAGCCGCUACCUGCACUCCUAUGACUGCCUGCGGGAUGACCCCUUCGCCCACGACUGGCCGGCGCUGCCCCAGCUCCCCGGGCUGCACUACUCCAUGAACGAGCAGUGCCGCUUCGACUUCGGCCUGGGCUACAUGAUGUGCACCGCGUUCCGGACCUUCGACCCCUGCAAGCAGCUGUGGUGCAGCCACCCUGACAACCCCUACUUUUGUAAGACCAAGAAGGGGCCCCCCCUGGACGGGACUGUGUGUGCGCCUGGCAAGCACUGCUUUAAAGGACACUGCAUCUGGCUGACACCUGACAUUCUCAAACGGGACGGCAACUGGGGCUCCUGGAGUCCCUUCGGCUCCUGCUCGCGCACCUGUGGCACAGGUGUUAAGUUCAGGACCCGACAGUGCGACAACCCACACCCUGCCAACGGGGGCCGCACCUGCUCGGGCCUCGCCUACGACUUCCAGCUCUGCAACCCCCAGGGCUGCCCCGACGUCCUGGCCGACUUCCGCGAGCAGCAGUGCCGGCAGUGGGACCUGUACUUCGAGCACGGGGACGCCCAGCACCACUGGCUACCCCACGAGCACCGGGACGCCAAGGAGAGGUGCCACCUCUACUGCGAGUCCAAGGAGACGGGGGAGGUUGUGUCCAUGAAGCGCAUGGUGCACGAUGGGACACGCUGCUCCUACAAGGAUGCCUUCAGCAUCUGCGUGCGAGGGGACUGCAGGAAAGUGGGCUGUGACGGGGUCAUCGGCUCCAGCAAGCAGGAGGACAAGUGCGGCGUGUGUGGAGGGGACAACACCCACUGCAAAGUGGUCAAGGGCAUGUUCACACGCUUGCCUAAGAAGCUGGGCUACGUGAAGAUGUUUGAGAUCCCGGCAGGAGCCCGGCACCUGCUCGUCCAGGAGGCAGACCCCGCCAGCCACCACCUGGCCAUCAAGAACUUGGAGACGGGCACGUUCAUUUUAAAUGAGGAGAACGACAUCGAUCCCAAUUCCAAAUCGUUUAUCGCCAUGGGCGUGGAGUGGGAGUACCGGGACGAAGACGGCCGGGAGACGCUGCAGACCAUGGGCCCCCUCCGCGGCUCCAUCGCCGUGCUCGUAAUCCCACAGGGGGACACCCGGAUCUCGCUGACGUACAAGUACAUGAUCCACGAGGACUCGCUCAAUGUGGACGACAACCAAGUCCCAGAAGAUGACUCUGCAGGCUACGAGUGGGCCCUGAAGAAGUGGUCCCUGUGCUCCAAGCCCUGUGGCGGAGGGUCCCAGUUCACCAAGUAUGGCUGUCGCCGGAGGCUGGACCUCAAGAUGGUGCACCGAAGCUUCUGCGAAGCCCUCAAGAAGCCCAAAGCCAUCCGCCGGGCUUGCAACCCGCAGGAGUGCUCCCAGCCCGUAUGGGUCCCUGGUGAGUGGGAGCCGUGCAGCCAGAGCUGUGGGCGGACAGGCACCCAGGUCCGCUCCGUGCGCUGCAUUCAGCUGCUGCACAACAACACCACCCGCUCCGUGCACACCAAGCACUGCAACGACGCCCGGCCCGAGGGCCGCCGGCCCUGCAACCGCGAGCUCUGUCCUGGCCGGUGGCGCGCUGGACCCUGGUCCCAGUGCUCGGUAACCUGUGGCAACGGCACCCAGGAGCGGCCCGUGCUCUGCCGCACAGCAGACGACAGCUUCGGGAUCUGCCGGGAGCAGCGACCUGAGACGGCGAGGACCUGCAGGCUCGGCCCCUGUCCCCGAAACACCUCUGACCCCUCCCAGAAGAGCUACGUGGUGCAGUGGCUGUCCCGACCCGACCCCGACGCGCCGGCCCAGAAGACUUCGUCAAAGGGCCGCUGCCAAGGCGACAAGUCAAUGUUCUGUAGGAUGGAAGUCCUGUCUCGCUAUUGCUCCAUCCCAGACUACAACAAGCUGUGCUGCAAGUCCUGUAACCUGCACAACAACCUCACCGGUGUGGACGACAGGGCCGAGCCGCCCCCCGGAAAGUACAAUGACAUUGAAGAGCUCACACCCACCCUCCCAAUCCCCACCCUCAUCACGGAGGCGCAGCCUCUGCCCAGCGCGCCCCAGGAGGUGCCCGUCAACGCCUCCAGCACCAACACCACUAAGGAUCACCCAGAAACCAAUGCUGUGGACGUGCCCUACAAUAUCAGCGGCCUGGACAAUGAGGUCCAGCCACCCAACCUGAUCCCCCGACGGCCGAGCCCAUACGAGAAGACCAAAAACCAAAGAAUCCAAGAGCUGAUUGAUGAGAUGCGGAAGAAAGAGAUGCUCGGGUAG
This is a messenger RNA of Pteronotus mesoamericanus, 3648 nucleotides long. It is a transcript of the gene ADAMTS2, whose product is annotated as ADAM metallopeptidase with thrombospondin type 1 motif 2. The record is from RefSeq and is a predicted model, not a curated record. The transcript is spliced from 22 exons. Gene Ontology annotation, molecular function: zinc ion binding; metalloendopeptidase activity. NCBI's taxonomy places the organism in Eukaryota, Metazoa, Chordata, Mammalia, Chiroptera, Mormoopidae. Gene Ontology annotation, biological process: proteolysis; extracellular matrix organization. Bases 1 to 3648 code for a protein of 1215 amino acids.